AUGCCUGUCGUGCCCCGUAGCUGGCUUGCCGCUGCCACCCUCGUCGUCAUCACCACGUUCCAGACCCCUGCUAGACCGUAUGCGUCCUGGCAGCCGGAACGCUAUAAGAUUCCCGUGAUCGAAAAUCUAGGCGCAACCUUAGACCAGUUCGAUGCGAUCGAUUUUUCUGACAACGAAAUCAGGAAAUUGGAUGGUUUCCCUCUGUUAAGAAGACUCAAGACGUUGUUGGUGAACAACAACAGGAUAUGCCGCAUCGGCGAGGGGCUCGACCAGGCCCUGCCCUGCCUCACAGACCUGAUCCUCACCAACAAUAGCCUCGUGGAGCUGGGCGACCUGGACCCUCUGGCAGCUCUCAAAUCGCUGACGUAUCUGAGCAUUCUGAGAAACCCCGUGACCAAUAAGAAGCAUUACAGACUGUAUGUCAUUUACAAAGUGCCACAGAUCAGGGUGCUGGAUUUCCAGAAGGUCAAGCUGAAGGAGCGUCAGGAAGCAGAGAAAAUGUUCAAGGGCAAACGGGGUGCACAGCUUGCAAAGGAUAUUGCCAGGAGAACCAAAACUUUCAGCCCAGGUGCCGGUUUGCCGAGUGACAAAAAGAAAGGUGGCCCAUCCGCGGGGGACGUGGAAGCCAUCAAGAACGCCAUCGCGAGCGCGUCCACCCUGGCCGAAGUGGAGCGGCUGAAGGGCCUGCUGCAGUCCGGCCAGAUUCCCGGCCGAGAGCGCAGACCAGGCCCCGCAGACGACGGCGAAGAGGAGAUGGAGGAGGACACGGUCACGAACGGGUCCUGAGCCGCCGCGGGGUGCGCGCCGCGCCCACGUGGACAAGCCCCGCUUUGCGAAUGUGGGGCGAUCGCUCCGUUGGUCUCAGCAGAGAGUUCGCGGCGGCAUCGAAGUGCCCGCCGCCGCCGCUGCUGAUUUUUGUGACGUACGUUUUGAAAUCCGAAUGCCAGUUUUCUACAAACGGCGAAAUAAAGGGCGCUCACUGUGCCGCCA
Messenger RNA from Pteropus alecto (black flying fox), 990 nucleotides. RefSeq names its product small nuclear ribonucleoprotein polypeptide A' (gene SNRPA1). Gene Ontology annotation, biological process: mRNA splicing, via spliceosome. Gene Ontology annotation, molecular function: protein binding; U2 snRNA binding. Gene Ontology annotation, cellular component: U2 snRNP. The transcript is spliced from 9 exons. The coding region runs from base 1 to 786 and encodes 261 amino acids. NCBI's taxonomy places the organism in Eukaryota, Metazoa, Chordata, Mammalia, Chiroptera, Pteropodidae. The record is from RefSeq and is a predicted model, not a curated record.